Pichia membranifaciens NRRL Y-2026 is the source of this 1863-nucleotide messenger RNA. RefSeq lists its product as hypothetical. The coding region runs from base 1 to 1863 and encodes 620 amino acids. The transcript has 2 exons. Lineage: Eukaryota; Fungi; Ascomycota; Pichiomycetes; Pichiales; Pichiaceae. Gene Ontology annotation, molecular function: MAP kinase kinase activity; ATP binding. The record is from RefSeq and is a predicted model, not a curated record. Gene Ontology annotation, biological process: regulation of fungal-type cell wall organization; protein phosphorylation; cell integrity MAPK cascade.
AUGGAGCUUCAGCCACCCCAUCAUCGACAGCAACAGAAGCAGCAGGUGCAGAUGCAGCAACAGCAACAGCAAAUGCCAGGCCCCCAGCAGCCCGAAACACCCACCACUGCUGCACUCCCGAGGCUUCGCUUUUCAAGGGGCGGCAGGAAGAAACCGGCCCCGAAGUUAAACAUGAGCAUCCCUGUAGAGAGCCCGACGGCCCCACUGAACAUCUUUAGCAACAAGAACUUACCCUCCCUGCCUCCCAUGCCAAAACAGUUCAAGAACUCACAAACCAUUGACGGAUCGAAAAAUGAUAAGCCGACAUUGAACCUGGUUGACAGUGGGAACAGCAAUGGCAACGGAAAUGGAACGAGCAGCAGCAUUAAUAGCCACCACAGCAGCAACAGCAACAACAGCAACGGCAACAACAGCAGCAAUACGCUCAACGAGGUCGGGCUAAACGGCCUGCCCAGCGCUGCCACAACCUUGACGGUGGCGUCCAUCUCGACGUUAAACGACGAAAACCUUCCGCUGGACAGAUCGCCCUGUCUGAUCUCUGCCUUUAGCAACAAGCUUAAAAUCAGCGAAAAUGAAGAUUUGGCCAACACCUCGUCAGACUCGUAUCGCACAAAUACCCCCACCGAGUCCGACAUAAUCUUGACUAAGCCUUUGGAGUCCUUGACCGAAGAAGACUGGAAAGUGUUGCACGAGAGAGAGCUGAUUGAAACUUUGGAAGUACUUGGGGAAGGUAACGGAGGAUCGGUGAAGAAAUGCAAAACAUUGACAAAGAACCCAGCCAUAUUUGCACUCAAAAUCAUAACAACAGACCCGUCUCCGGAGUUCCAGAAGCAGAUGGUCAGAGAGUUGAAUUACAAUAGGAAGUUUGACUCUUCCUACAUCGUCAGGUAUUAUGGAACUUUCUUAGACGAGUCGAGCUCGUCCAUACAUAUUUGCAUGGAAUACAUGGGAGGGAGGUCACUGGACGCUAUAUACAAGGCGUUCAAAGAACGUGACGGAAGACUCAGUGAAAAACCUCUAGGAAUUAUAGCCGGAAGUGUAUUGAAAGGACUGGCAUAUUUGAAUGAGAAGAAAGUCAUGCAUAGAGAUAUAAAGCCACAAAAUAUAUUACUCGACUUGCAAGGAAAUGUCAAGCUCUGUGACUUUGGUGUUUCGGGUGAUGUGGUAAAUUCACUUGCCACGACCUUUACUGGUACGUCUUUCUACAUGGCGCCCGAGAGGAUCAAAAAUGAGCCUUACACGAUCAGCUGUGACGUGUGGUCACUCGGACUAACCGUGCUUGAGGGAGCAUUGGGCGAAUUCCCCUUUGUCAGAGAGAGUUCUCCAGAUCUAAUGAUCAGCCCGUUGGAUUUGUUGAUGAUCAUCAUAGAGUUCGAGCCGAUCUUGGAGGACGAGCCCGAUGAGGGGAUCAAGUGGUCAAAGGGGUUCAAGGAUUUCAUAAAAGUGUGUUUGACUAAGCAGGGACGACAGAGGCCUUCUCCGAGACAGAUGCUGGAACACCCCUGGCUCGUCAAAAUGAUGAACAAGCACGUUAGAAUGGACAAGUUAGUCGAAAAUGUGACUUCCUAUAGGGCAAUCUUGAAUACCACGCAGCUUGCACUCUGCUUAAAUGAAGCGGGCACGAGAAGCGUUAAAUUUUACACUUUUAACGAGACCAGAAGCGAUUAUGUGGUGGUCGCCAUCGACUGUGAUGGGAAUCUCAUGAAUCAAUUUGACUGCCUUGAGCAACAGGACUUGUCAUUGUUGGGCUUAUACCGUGGCGAAGAAAUCGAGGGUGCUACACAGCUUUAUGACGAGAUACUAACCUGGACAGGAGAAUUUCACGGUCACCUUGAUGACGAAAGUCGUAAUGUUGUAAUCUAG